GGCCCAGGGUCGUCAGUCAGCUGGCGAGAGGGGUUCCGAGUGGAGGGCGGAGCGACUGCCGACGGGAGAACAACAGCCACAGUUUGAACUGCCAGGGCGCUGGAUACCAGCUCGCAAUGGGUGUGACACAGUGGGCUGUUUUCGUGGCUGCUCUGUCGUUAGCCUCCGGCCAGAGGAACCCGUCGAUAUCGUUCAUCAGCAAGGAGACGGUGACAGACAUCGGAGCAACGGCGCUACUGAAAUGUUCAGUGCAGUUCGCCAGCGAAUCCCCGGUGAUGUGGUUCAAACAGGCCAGCGGGCAUAACGUCAACGACGUGCCCAUAUCGACCAACAACAUCCUGAUCGCGCAGGAGCCGCGCUUCUCCAUCGACCGUGAGGGCGACACGGUCACACUGAAGAUCAGCGACAUCCAGGAGUCUGACCAGGGCACGUACGAGUGUCGGGUACAGAUCAGUGUCCGUGAGUCCAUCAGUGGCACGGUGCUGCUAGCCGUCCGACUGAAGCCAGUCAUCUCGGACAACUCGACAAGGUCUGUGAUUGUCUCCGAGGGCGAGACGGCCGAGAUUGCCUGUUACGCUACCGGAUUCCCCACGCCGGAGAUCACGUGGAGGCGGGACAACAACUUCCUGCUGCCGACCGGCAAGGCCAUCCACCGUGGUAACGUUCUACGUAUGGAGAACAUUCAGAAGAUUGCCCGAGGCACCUACUACUGCGUGGCCGACAACGGCGUGGGACGCGGCUCCAAGCGGAACGUGGCCGUGGAGGUGGAGUUCGCUCCCGUCAUUACCGUGCCCAGACCGAAGGUCUACCAGGCUAUGCAAUAUAACAUGGACCUGGAGUGCCUGGUGGAAGCCUAUCCACCGCCAAGUAUUACCUGGCUCAAGGACGGUAUCGUCCUCAACAACAACCAGCAUCAGAUGAUGUCUAUGUUCCCUAUCACGGACCAGACAACUGACAGCAACCUGCGUACGCUGACAAUCGAGAAGAAACAGUACGGCAACUACACCUGCCGCGCCGCCAACCGGCUCGGGACCACCGAGUCCGUCGUCGAACUCGUCGAGGCCUUCAUUCCGGUGUGCCCCCCGGCUUGUGACGUACCCGGGUACAGCACCAACAGCCGCGCACCGCCGCUGGUGCUGGCCAGCGCCGUGCUGGUCGCCGUGCUGGUCGGCGCUGUCACCGCCGCUGGCCUGAGGCACCACUGAGGCAGCGCUGAGGCAGAGCUUAGCCAACGCUGAGGAACUGUUGCCCGAGAGCUCAACAGACAGAAUCUCGAAAUGCGGGAAACAUCGUGAUCUUCCGUCCGUUAUCGAUGGCUGUUGGCAGUGGCCGAAAAGCUGUGGGCUGCAGCGCUGUAGCUGAUUGACAUCUCCGACCACACAACCACAAAGAGACGUCUGUCACAACACUGUCAUUCUUCACAGUGUAAUCCGAGACUUUCGUCAAUGAUCCGUCCAACAAGUGAACUUGCAUUAUGAUAAAUGGUUGGAGUUGGUGUUGACGUGUCUACUGAACUUCAGCAGAUGGAUAUAAAUAGGCCUAUAAUAGAUUUGUGAGUUUGACGAAUGGUGUGCUGCUUUCCCAGUGUCGUGUAUAAGCUCACUGGUAAGCAUUUAGAAAGUGAUGAUGCUGGUUUUGCUAUACCGUAAUGUACACGUGUGGACUCGCCUAUAUGUUAUGUAGCAUUGAAGUCGUGAUGUUGCAGCUGAACACUGGCCCUUGUGAAUCUUUGAGCUAGGAUGUGUGUGCCAAUGUAUUGAGAACGAUCUAAACGUUGUUUGUAUAGAAAUAACAGCUCAUGAUUUCUAGGUGUAGUUUUAAAGGACAUCUACAUAUAACCUUAUUUUUGAAAAGGCUGAAUAGCAUAUCUUUUAUUUUUGAUUAUAACGAAUUGCAGAUCUUCUAUUCCUUAGGAACGAACAGUACUGCGUCACACAGCCAAUGCAAACUGAUGUCUCAAAUACAAAUGUUCUGUAUGCCUAAACAUAAAAGUGACGCCUAUAGGUCCAGUGACGAUAAUCAGUACCUUCUUUUUGCAAGACCGUUUACUGCUGCUUGUGCUCACUUUUUGUUAUUUCUUUCAUGAUUCCAUCUUAAUUUUGUCUUGUCUUGGAUAACCUUGUAGGGCCGUACAAAUAAAAAAAAAUGCUGCAAAAA
Messenger RNA from Amphibalanus amphitrite, 2157 nucleotides. RefSeq names its product lachesin-like. The record is from RefSeq and is a predicted model, not a curated record. The coding region runs from base 117 to 1205 and encodes 362 amino acids. Lineage: Eukaryota; Metazoa; Arthropoda; Thecostraca; Balanomorpha; Balanidae. Gene Ontology annotation, cellular component: neuron projection. The transcript has 10 exons.